AGGUAGUACUGAAGAUUGAUCCUACGAGCAUUACCAGCCCUAUGUCAACAAAAGUUAUAGCUGGCAAUCAUUGCGAUCAUCUGGUUGUAGCUCAAUCGUGAGUCAAGCAGUCAUAGGUCAUGGCUUUGAACGGGUCAUUUCUCUCAAGGUUUGCGAAGAUUUGGAAGCGACCAGAGUACAUUCUGGCAUUGACACCAUGCCGGCGGACGCACAACAUUACAACAUGGAAGUCUCGAGCUUUUGCCUCUGUUGCGAGACUCGCUGAGCAACGCUCGGGAUCCAAACCGCCUCCUCCAGCGCCACUCAGAUCUGCAUUGCCUCCAAAACCGACGCUCGCAAAGCACGCAGGCGCAACACCCGCUGGUCGGUCUGAUUUAGAGGCGCUUUCGCGCGUCACCAGGGAUUUGAAGGGGGGCGAACGAGUCGUUUUGUACAGGUCUGGAAACCACGGCGCCUUUUACCUGUUCGCUUACUCGAUUGGUGGCUCAUUUAUUUUGGGUAUUUCAUUGUGGACUAGUAUGGUCCUGAAAGAAAAAGAAGGCGAAGCGAAACUCAGCUACCUGAUGCGAGCCGCGCUGAUGUUUGAAGCCUUCUGCGUUGUGAUGAUCGGAACAGUUUUCGUUCUGGCUCCAUCGAAUCUUGUCAAAAGAGCGUCAAUUGUCAAGCAGGCCGCGACUGCUGCCAAUGGGCAAUCGCCUUUAUUGUUUGAAUUCACGAUCAAACGACGAUUGCCAUUUCUGAAGCCAGACGUCCUCGAAACGUCUUUAGAGAACGUCACGAUUUCUCCGGCCGUGCCAGGACAGAAGUUUUCCUACCGGAGCAUUCCACUGGAGCAGUCCAACGAGUUCAACCAAGACACGUGGCGACCACCCGCGGGUGAGGCGUCUUCACUUUAUAGAUCUCUGAGGGGAGUAGCCUCGGGUUUUGUUCGGAACACAAAACGCUGCUUCAUGAGAGACCAGAUGGUCUUUGUCACUGUGGAGGGCGUGGGCAGGAUCAAGCUAGAUUUGCACGGCGGUAGCCUGUUGGACAACGGACGCCAGCUACAGCCAUUCAUGAGAGCGGGGGCGCCAGGAUCGCUAUUGGGAAAGCUCGUGGGCUAUGUAUCGCAAUUCGGAUCGCCUAAGAAAACUUGACUGAUGAGUCGAGGAGGAGAUGUUUAGCUCCACGGCGAGCACAGAGCAGGCAGGGUAGCUGCAGAUGCGGCGGUAGGAUCUUUGACAUGUAAUACCAACACAACAUCGCGAACAUUGUAAUGUAUAUUAUAUGUAUGCCAAAAGCAGGAGAAUCUUUGAACGUUCAUCGUUGGUAC
Dissoconium aciculare CBS 342.82 is the source of this 1312-nucleotide messenger RNA. RefSeq lists its product as uncharacterized. The coding region runs from base 120 to 1136 and encodes 338 amino acids. The transcript has a single exon. The record is from RefSeq and is a predicted model, not a curated record. NCBI's taxonomy places the organism in Eukaryota, Fungi, Ascomycota, Dothideomycetes, Mycosphaerellales, Dissoconiaceae.